AUGAGCUCAUCAAAUCCCCCGCCUUCUCACCAAGCAAGACCGCAACCUCAAGUUCAAGCAUGUCGAUACAAGACGGGAAAGACGCUGGGCGCGGGUUCAUACUCAGUCGUCAAGGAAUGCGUGCAUAUUGAUACUGGCAGAUAUUAUGCCGCCAAGGUCAUUAAUAAAAGAUUGAUGGCAGGCAGAGAACAUAUGGUUCGCAAUGAAAUCGCGGUACUCAAACGUGUUUCCAUGGGACAUCAGAACAUCCUUACCUUGGUUGAUUACUUCGAAACCCUCAACAAUUUAUAUCUUGUUACCGACUUGGCCCUAGGCGGAGAAUUAUUCGAUCGCAUUUGUCGAAAGGGUUCUUACUUUGAAUCGGAUGCUGCUGAUCUUAUCCGGGCAACGCUUUCCGCGGUAGCUUAUCUCCACGACCAUGGCAUCGUCCAUAGAGAUCUCAAGCCCGAAAACUUAUUGUUUCGAACCCCGGAAGAUAAUGCGGAUUUAUUGAUUGCAGAUUUUGGUUUGAGCAGAAUAAUGGACGAGGAACAAUUCCACGUUCUGACCACCACUUGCGGUACCCCAGGUUACAUGGCACCUGAAAUCUUUAAAAAGACCGGUCACGGAAAACCAGUAGAUAUAUGGGCAAUUGGUGUCAUUACGUACUUCUUAUUAUGUGGAUACACGCCCUUCGAUAGAGAUUCCAAUUUGGAAGAAAUGCAAGCUAUUCUCAUAGCCGAUUACAGUUUUACACCUAUUGAAUAUUGGCGAGGUGUAAGUCGAGGAGCUCGAGAGUUCAUCAAGAAAUGCCUUACCAUAGAUCCUACACAAAGAAUGACGGCCCACGAAGCAUUGUCGCAUCCUUUCGUCACCGGAGAAUCAGUGUCAAAGGAUGGUAAAGGUAGCGAUUUACUACCGGUGGUCAAGAAGAAUUUCAAUGCCAGAAGAACUCUGCACGCUGCUAUCGAUACGGUGCGCGCUAUUAAUAAACUUCGCGAAGGUCAGGCUGGCAUGAUGGAUGGUGCGAAAUCUAUGGAUCCGGAACGUGGCGCUAAGCCUUUGAGUACGGUUAGUAAAGAUUCCGGGUUAGGUGGGAUGGGAACAGGGGAUGGAGAUAGCGCCACGGACAUUGAUUCGGGGUAUGGUACCGUCGGUGCAAAUAAUGACGAGCGUGAAAACUUUAUGAGGGGUAUGGAGAGAACUUCUGGUCAUGGCCAAACGGAAGCACAGAUCGAAGCGCAGACCAGGAAAAUUGCAGAAACGACAAAGGGUUUAUGGUGUGCAGGAACGGCACAACUCUCAGGAAGAUGA
Molecule: messenger RNA, 1293 nt
Organism: Sclerotinia sclerotiorum 1980 UF-70
Lineage: Eukaryota; Fungi; Ascomycota; Leotiomycetes; Helotiales; Sclerotiniaceae
Exons: 2
Coding region: 1-1293 (430 amino acids)
Biological process (GO): cellular response to oxidative stress; protein phosphorylation
Molecular function (GO): ATP binding; calmodulin binding; calcium/calmodulin-dependent protein kinase activity
Source: RefSeq, a predicted model, not a curated record